Messenger RNA from Rhizopus microsporus ATCC 52813, 531 nucleotides. RefSeq lists its product as uncharacterized. The transcript has 2 exons. The record is from RefSeq and is a predicted model, not a curated record. The coding region runs from base 105 to 461 and encodes 118 amino acids. Lineage: Eukaryota; Fungi; Mucoromycota; Mucoromycetes; Mucorales; Rhizopodaceae.
UUUAGUAGACAGUCACAGCUCAAAAAAGUAUAAAAGUAAAAGCAAAUUUCAUCUUUUGCUCUUCAUACUUACCUGGGUCGUGCAUCUGGACUCAAGAACCCCGGAUGUACAGUAGGAUUGGUCGUCAUUGCACAGCGACGAUCGGCCCUGCUGCGAACACCUUCGGGUGUCUCGAGGCCACAAUUUUUGCUUUGGGGGAAUGGGUGGUUCGCCGCCUGUUCCCCCGUUUUAUGUUUAAUGAUUUACUUAUUUUGUUGUCUAGCAAUAAAUACCGCACUUUUUCACCUAACCUUCCUUUUUUUUCUUUUAUUUUUUUGGCUAUUUCAAAAAGCGAUGUACUUACUGAGGCGCCCAAUGAGAGAGACAGAAAGAAGUCCAUAAAAGUAGCAAGUAUACUUUCAUUUUGCACUUUAAAAAUGAACACACAAGAUAUGUUUCCAGAGAUAGAACAAUUGAUUUAGGUAUUUUUUCCCUUGGCUAUCAGUUCUUGUGGCUCUAGGCGCCAUGAAGAAGAAAAUGUAGAGAUCGUAG